AUGACCGACUACGACGUUGCAAUCAUCGGUGCCGGCAUCGUCGGCUCGACGCUGGCCUCCCUCCUGGCCCCGCACACCAACCUGGUCCUCAUCGACCGCUCCGUACGCGGCUUGCACGGAUCAACAGGACAUGCUCCCGGGUUUGUUGGGCAACUCAACACUCUCGCACCUCUGACGGAGCUCGCCAAACGGACGGUCAAGCAUUACACCUCCGUCCCCGGUGGAUUUGACAUUGUGGGCGGACUGGAAGUUGCCAGGAGUGAGGCCGAAGAGGCCAACCUGACCGAAAGGGCCCAACUCGCGCACGACGCUGGGCUGGCCGCCAGGCUGGUGAGCGCGUCAGACGCUGCCGAGCUCGCGCCAGCGUUUAUCGAUGGGGAGCGGGUGACGGCGGCCCUCCAUUUCCCAAAUGACGGAACGGCCAAUGCCCGCCAUCUGGCUACUGCGGGGCAGGACGCGGCCGAGAGCGCUGGGGCCAAGCUCCUGGAUGCAGACGUCACGGCCAUCACCAAGAGCGAGUCGGGCCCCGGGUAUACCCUCACGACAUCGACGGGGACGUUCACCGCUGCCCACGUCGUGGUGUGUACGGGAGUCUGGGCCAGCCAGCUCCUGCCCACCCUCUCCGCCGCCGCCGUCUCCGUCGCCCACCCUUACGCCUACUCUUCUCAGCGUACCCAACGUCCUGCCACCUCGCCGUUUAUCCGCUGGCCCGCAGCGCACGUGUACGCACGCGACCACGGCGUCCGUGACGGCAUUGGCAGCUACGACCACGACCCUGUCCACGUCUCCGCCACGGCGUGCGCGCGUAUGCCGUCGGCGUAUGGCGAGUGGGAGCCUGCAUUCGACUCUGUUAUUGACCGCGCACUUGGUCUCCUCCCCGCCCAAACUGCCGAGACGUUUGGACCCAUUGUCGCGCCCGCGCCGGCCGCUGUGGACACUGUCAAAGCCACAGACGUGCCCUAUGUCUUCAACGGCUUGUUCACUGUCACACCCGACGGCAUGCCGCUCGUGGGUCACUUGGAAGGUGGGCUGUGGUGCGCUGUAGGUGUGUGGGUGACGCACGCGGCUGGCAGUGCUGGAUUGCUCGCUGGGCAGAUUCUGAGUGCUGUCGGAAAAGGCCCCAAGCCCAGCAUCGAGGACGAAGGUUUGGGCAAGGCUGUUGACCCAAAACGGUUUGCUGGUCUCGAGGCCGCGGUGCUGGAGCGCAAGGCAUUGGCGUCGUACAACGACAUUUACAACAAGGAGGCAUAG
Apiotrichum porosum is the source of this 1251-nucleotide messenger RNA. RefSeq lists its product as uncharacterized. Gene Ontology annotation, cellular component: cytoplasm. NCBI's taxonomy places the organism in Eukaryota, Fungi, Basidiomycota, Tremellomycetes, Trichosporonales, Trichosporonaceae. Bases 1 to 1251 code for a protein of 416 amino acids. The transcript has a single exon. Gene Ontology annotation, molecular function: oxidoreductase activity. The record is from RefSeq and is a predicted model, not a curated record.